CCAUUUUCUACUCCACAACAUUUUCUCGGCAGCCAAACCCCCAAAACAUCUCGUAAAAUGGCGAAGAAGAACAAGGAGAGGAAAGUAAACGUAUCUGGUAAACCAAAACACUCGCUAGACGUGAACCGAAGCGAUGGCAAGAACAAUUCGAGAACCGCCGCCACGGUUCGCCGCCUCAAGAUGUACAACACACGACCCAAACGUGACACCAAAGGGAAAAUCUUGAGCAAUGAGUUUCAGUCUAAAGAACUGCCAAAUACACGUAUCCAGCCCGAUCGCCGCUGGUUUGGGAAUACCAGAGUUGUGAAUCAAAAAGAGUUAGAAUUUUUUCGAGAAGAGCUCCAAAGCCGGAUGUCAAGCAAUUACAAUGUAAUUUUGAAGGAGAAGAAACUACCUUUAUCUCUCUUGAAGGACAAUGCAAAGCAAGCUAGAGCUCAUCUUCUAGACACAGAACCAUUUGAGGAUGCAUUUGGACCUAAGAGAAAGAGGAGGCGCCCAAAGCUCCUAGCUGUAGAUUAUGAAUCUUUAGUUAAGAAAGCAGAUGGUUCUCAAGAUGCAUUUGAGCAGAAGUAUGGUGCCUCUACUUCCACAGAAGAAGGUGAGGUAGAUGGAUUCCGUGACCUUGUUCGACACAAUAUGUUUGAGAAGGGUCAAAGCAAACGUAUAUGGGGUGAACUGUACAAAGUAAUAGACUCAUCAGAUGUUGUUGUCCAGGUUUUGGAUGCCAGGGACCCACAAGGUACAAGAUGUCGCCAUUUAGAGAGGCAUUUGAAAGAGCAUUGCACGCACAAACACAUGAUUCUUCUGUUAAACAAGUGUGAUCUGAUUCCUGCUUGGGCUACAAAAGGGUGGCUUAGAGUUCUAUCCAGAGAAUACCCAACCCUAGCAUUUCAUGCAAGUGUUAACAAGUCUUUUGGAAAGGGGUCUCUUUUAUCAGUGCUAAGACAAUUUGCCCGCUUAAAAAGUGACAAGCAAGCAAUAUCUGUUGGAUUUGUUGGGUAUCCAAAUGUUGGCAAGUCUUCAGUUAUCAACACACUCCGCACAAAAAAUGUUUGCAAGGUUGCUCCGAUCCCAGGGGAGACUAAGGUGUGGCAGUAUAUAACACUCACUAAAAGGAUUUACUUGAUUGACUGCCCUGGGGUUGUUUACCAGAACAGUGACUCAGAAACAGAUAUCGUGCUGAAGGGAGUGGUACGGGUUACGAACCUAGAAGAUGCUGCUGAGCACAUUGGAGAAGUUUUAAAGCGUGUGAAAAAAGAGCACUUGAAACGAGCAUACAAGAUAAAGGAAUGGGAAGAUGAAAAUGAUUUCUUAGUCCAGCUGUGCCAGUCAACUGGCAAACUUUUGAAGGGUGGAGAACCUGAUUUGACGACUGGAGCGAAAAUGAUUCUUCAUGACUGGCAGAGAGGUAGAAUACCCUUCUUUGUUCCUCCUCCAAAACAAGAAACUGAUGAUUCUUCAGAGGAACCCACUGUGCAUGGGAUAGACAAGGAUGCUGUGGCUAAUAAUAAUCAGGCUGAUGCUGCGCUUAAAGCCAUUGCGAAUGUAAUGUUGUUCCAGCAGCAGAAAAACGUGCCCGUUAAGACGGAUCUGUUCAGUGACAAUGAACUCACUGGUGAGGCAACCAACGUGGUCUCUGAUGGUGAAAUGGUUGGUGAAGUUGAAGUCUCUGAUGAUGAGGUUGGAGCCAUUAGCUCAGAUGAAGAAUGAACCUUUUGUUUUGGGAAGAAAUCAAAGGCUCAUGUUUUGGUAGUUAUGGUUGUAAUUCAAGUGGAACGUGUUCAUAAUUUGAAAGAUUUUUUGACUGAAUUCAAUUCAAUUUUCUGUUUCUCUUGUAAUUCAAGAAUUUAAAAAAGAGAUAUUUCUGAAUAUUGAUUAUGAUAUAUGAUUAAUUUGUUUUAUCUCGAUAAAGAGUAUGUACUCCCCGCUUCACCUUGGCAUUGGGACAGGAUGUCCUUUGUUGCUACCAAGGUGAAUGCAUAUGAACUUGUUAACGGACUCUACGUUACCUAGGAGUAAAUGACUGUGUUUGUGUUUUUGUGUG
Molecule: messenger RNA, 2044 nt
Organism: Hibiscus syriacus
Lineage: Eukaryota; Viridiplantae; Streptophyta; Magnoliopsida; Malvales; Malvaceae
Product: nuclear/nucleolar GTPase 2-like
Exons: 11
Coding region: 58-1710 (550 amino acids)
Cellular component (GO): nucleolus
Molecular function (GO): GTP binding
Source: RefSeq, a predicted model, not a curated record